AUUUUAUCAUAAAUCUUUUUAUUGAUGACUCACUAAAUGACAAAAUUGUAUACAUAGGAUGGAACUGGUAGGGAUUCCUAUAUAUUUUUCAAUAAUGGAGGAUUUUAUCCUGCAUAAUCAAGAUUUUUAGUAAACAGAAUGGCAGAGUCAUGUAUGUAGUAAAUUAAUUUUGAGGGGCUUAUGGAUCUCCAAGUAGUGUACGUUUAGGAGGUUCAAUUGAAAAAAGAUAGUUUUAUUUUUCUGAUGGAACAGGAAGAGAUACCUACAUAGCAAAAACAGUUUAAAAUAAAGCAUAAUUGUCACCAGAUUUUUAGGAAACUUUAAGAAAAUACAAAUCAUAACAAAUACCAACUAAAUAUCCCUAUAAAUUGCCUCCAAUUAAGUAGGCUGUUCAAUAUGAGAAAUCAGUUAAACAACAUGAAUUUACAAAAAGAUUAGCUGCUCCAAAAAAGCGAAUAGAAGAUAAUGAUUGAUUUAAAUAAUAAAAAAUAUAUAUAUAAAGUGGAU
Molecule: messenger RNA, 507 nt
Organism: Paramecium primaurelia
Lineage: Eukaryota; Ciliophora; Oligohymenophorea; Peniculida; Parameciidae
Source: the annotation of a GenBank genome assembly